Molecule: messenger RNA, 8101 nt
Organism: Eriocheir sinensis (Chinese mitten crab)
Lineage: Eukaryota; Metazoa; Arthropoda; Malacostraca; Decapoda; Varunidae
Product: midnolin-B-like
Exons: 5
Coding region: 405-2285 (626 amino acids)
Cellular component (GO): nucleus
Source: RefSeq, a predicted model, not a curated record
AAGGAGAAAGAUGAGUUAUUGCUAUCUUGUCAAAUCUAUAUGUAUCUAACCUUAAUUUUAAACUUUCUAUUUUAAUCACAUGAACCACACUAUUGCUUAGUUUGUUUCUAGAUGUGAAUAUAGGACCUGAUAACCCAUUUAGCUGCCAAUUGUACCUAAAAAUAUAGCAUCUAACUGCCUGUGUAUUUGACUCCUGCAGUGACUUAUAAUGACACUGAUUUGUUGUGGUGGUGUGGUUAGGGGCUAUCUGAUGUAUACAUGAGUACUGUGGUAGAAAUAUCAACCUUUUGUUCUUAUCCCUGUAUGUAUGUGUGUGUGUGUUUUGUCAUUAAUCUGUCCAGCUUUUCGUGGAAACUAUAAGAUUAUUUUUCUCUUUGCAGACCCAGCGGCCGGAGCAGAGUGUGAUGCAAGCCCUGGAGAGCUUAAAUGAUGGACAGGUUAACGACUUCUUGACGGGCAAGGCGCCGCUCAACCUGACCAUGCGUUUGGGGGACCACAUGAUGCUCAUCCAACUGCAGCUGUCUACCGUGUCCCCCAGCGGCUCCCGGAAGACCCGCCUGCAGCCCUCCCACACCCACUCCCACCACGACCACCACACACUCGGGGGGGCCACCCGCUCCUCCUCCCACAGCCACCCCCUCACCCCACCCUACACCCCCCACACCACCACCUGCUCCGGCUACUCCCCCACCCACACCGCCAGCCUAUCCAGCCAGACCUCCUCCCUCCCCCCCACUGCCCUCUCCAUGAACACCAGUCACGCCCCAGCUGCCGCCACCGCCACACCCUCCCUCUCAGCGGCCACCAACACCGCCGCCACCACCAGAGCCGCCUCCCCGUCCUCCCCUUCAUCCUCCUCCUCCACCUCCUCGUCUCCCUCCUAUGCGUCCACACUCCACCACCAGCACAACCUCCUCCACCACCACCAUCACCAUCAUCACCACCAUCACCACAGCAUGGGCUGCAGCGGCUCCCCCUCCUCCCCACCGUCACCCUACCUGACCACACCCCCGCAUCACCACCACCAUCACCACCACCACCACCACCACCGGCCACCCACAGGCUCCCCCUCCACCCCCACCAGCCCCACCUCCUCCACCUCCUCUACCUCCAGUGGGUCAAACACCAGCACCCCGACGGGUCUGGGGUGUGAUGACCUGCCCAUCCGCGGCUGUCCUCACCGGGGGGAGGACACCGACCCCCGCGCCUCCCUGGACACCAAGGCCCUGGCUGAGGCCUCCCGCAACCUGACGCAGACCCUCAAGCAGCUGUCCUCGGAAGUCCUCACCUCCAAGCCAGACCAGAAGGAGGUGAGCAAGGACACUGUCACACCCCCUGAAGUGGCCACUGCCUCCCUGGGAACUCUAGGCAGCAACAGCAGUAGUAGCAGUAGCACUAGUAGUAGUAGUAACAAUUGUAAUAGUAACAGCUGUAGUAGUAGUAGUAGUAGUUGUACAAGUGGUAGUAGCAGUAGCAAUAACAGCAGCAGCAGCACCACCACCACCAGCACCACCACCAACACCACCAACAGUAGCAGCAGCAGCAACAGUAGCACUGGUGCCACUGGCAGUAGUUGCAGCAGCAGUGGCAGCGGCAGUGCCAGCAGCCACAGCCCCAGUGCCGGGCCCAAGAAGCAGGGAGCCAUCAUAGAGAGCAUGCACCACCACGGCAAGGGCGUCUACUCAGGCACUUUCUCAGGGACUCUAAACCCAGCACUGCAGGACAGACAGGGGCGGCCUAAACGGGAUAUCUCCACCAUCAUCCACAUCCUCAACGACUUGCUGUGUGCCACACCUCAGUACAGACGCCACUCCACCAACAUCACCCUCAGUACCUCAUCCACUCCCACCAGCAGCCGCGGCAAGGCCGGGGCGGGACCAGCCAGGGCAGGGCUGCAGCACGUAAGUGUUGCCUCCACCACCACUGCCCUUCAGUCUCAGGACAAUGCAGCCGACUCCAGUGUAAGGAAGAAUGCCACCACCACUCAGACUGCUGAGCAAGAUUCAGGGGAUGAGAACCAGGCCAUGCGGACCAAAGUGGAGCAGCUGCGCCUCAUCAUGGAGCAGAGGCGGGCCCGGCGCAAGGCUCGCAGAGACGCCCGUGCCCGGCCGUACCCACACACACCCAGCUCCUGGACAAGUGACACCACAGUCCCCACUGUUGUCACCACCAGCAGCACCACCACCAGUGCCAGCCAGGCCAUGGAUGUGGACAGCAGUGGCACAGCAGAGGCCACUGACCCCACAGCACUGUGUGAGCUGAACUCAGAGACUGUGGUGGCUUAAUGCCGGCCCACCGCUAGAGGAGGGUUGAGGGUUUGUUGACGGAGGCGGCAGUGUGCCGCGCUGGGCUGGCCGCGUUGUAGUGGCUGUAGUGGUAAGUGGUGAGGAGUGUUCUUUGCACAACUGCCUGUUACCGUGGGUAACUUGGCCAUACCUGGGAGGCCCCACACAGCAGGCUUCAGCUGUGACGUGUAGUGGAGGAUUGCAAGCUGUUUCAUCUGUGAUUUAGGGGUGAAUGUGUUGAAGUUGACUUGCAGUGUAGUGUUGAUUGAUGUUGUGCUUCCACAGUUGGAAAUGUGACGAGUUUCAGGCAAAUCAUGCAAAAGUUAGGUAUACAUGCUUCGUUAAAGCUGUCUGCAACAUGACAUGUAAUGUCUUUUGUGAACUUCAUUCUUAAAAUUCAUCACCAAACAAACCUGGCAUUCAAGCAAACAUUGUGUGGAAUGUGGCAGUCUGCACAGGAUAACCCAGAAGUUUACGUUCAUCCAUCAGUGCAGCGCCCGAGAGUUUGUUUGGCGCCGGCCUUGGGCCAACAGGGACGUGGCCCACACAGUGUUGGAUGGCAUGCAGGAUGUGUAUCAGGUGGCCUUCUGAGUCUCAAGUGGCUGCAGGGACCUCAAGGGGUCAGCUGGCUGCCUGGGGACUCAGGGCAUUGUUUAGCAGAUUGUCGUGAUUCCCUUGAGGAACAGCCGGGCCUGUCCCUUGAGGGUCCCUGGCCAUAGCCUUGGCCAAGUGCUCAACACUUUGUGACUUGGGCACAAGACCACUCAACGGGCAGCAUUCUAGGCUACAUCAGGAGGGUAUUACAUCAUCUGAGCAAAGGUUUAAUCUACCUCGUCAUAAAACCAAUCACUUACUACAAACAGAUCAUAUUAACCCUAAUCUAAUAUUAUAUAAUAAUAUACUGUACGCUGUUUAUCAUUCAGGAUGUCAUCUUGGCUGUUAUAGCGCCAUAUAUUCAAUUGCCAUAGUUACAUGUAGAUGUGGUUGACUCACCUUUUGUGUCACUCUUUCGGCUUGUAUGAAAUCAUGAAUCACCCGGCCAGCCACUUGCUAUGGAGAUGACGCUGCUUUGUUUCUUGACCUUAAAGUGAUGUGUCCAAGUGCGGGUUGACUUUGUAUGCUUCACCAGUGCUGUAAAUAACACAUGAGCCUUUCAAGGUGCAGAGGCAUCUCCAUACCUGGAAAAAAAAAAGAGAAGUGUGUGUAGUGAUUGUUCAAAUUACUGGCCCUUACUCUUAGGCCCUCGGCUAACACAGAUAAAGGUGCCAGGCAGUCAUCUUUCAUAAUGCACAGUUAACAAAAAUUCAAACUGUAACUCAACCAUUACUGACAAACAAAUUGCUGGUCUGUGCUCGUGUGGUGUAGGCAACUGUUGAAUAGAAUUACUCUUGGUGACAGGUAAAGAAACACAAGAAGCAAAAAUCUUAAAAAACUCAUGAGAUUUCAGUGUAAAAUUUCCCUACAGGUGAAGAUGUGAGAACUUUUUCAUACUUGUAACAUAUGAAUUUGAUCUUUUCUGCAUGGAGGCGUACCUUCAGUGAUAUCCCAAAAUUGUUUGUAGAUUCGCCUUUUUGUAUACGUUUUCCUGGUGAUGUUACAUCACCAAACUUGUUAUGUGGCAUUGUGUUACUUAGUUGGUUCAUUCUCAUGCUCAGUGCUCAUACUAGUGUGGCGGGAGGCCGUGGCGGUGGCAGCGGUGCGGCCGUUGGUCACAACCCUCACAACACCAUUAAAAUGGGGAACUCAAAACAAAAGUAUGGGACAGAAAUAUCUACGGGACUCUUUCUGAACAGCCUGCACCCUGAUGACUAGUUGUACGCCUUGAUCAGGAAGUAAUCCAGUGAAGGGUGUUGGAGCGUUGUCACCAAGGCGGCCAGGCCACCCACGGCUUUCCCAUGCGUUGGACAGGUGAAUUAGGUGUGUAUGGUGCUUAAUUAGUUCUUUCACCCUGUACUGACAAGUGUUUAGCAUUAUGAUAACUCUUUGAUAUUUUUAUAUAAAUAACAGUUUAUAGUUGAUAUGCAUACAAAAGAUGUCUAUUCCCUUGAAGAUGAAUUUCUUAGCAAUUUUGCCUUGUAUAAUGAUUUGCCUCAUAACCGGCAACUGUGUCCACAUUACAGCAAAGGAAAUGGUUACGUUCUUCAAACUUAAAAAUGGAAUACAAGGAAAAUAUAUGACAAAGUAGGUCAAGCAUUUGUACAAUAUGCUUUUAAAAGGCAACAAAUAACCAUUGAUAAGGCUUUGUUUGUUAGGGCUGAGUGGAAACUAUCUAAGGGGACUGCUUGGAAAACUUACAUAGCCUUGACACAAGUAAAUAAAUAUGGCCGUGUGGAGUUACAAGCCAGCGGCACAGCACCAAGUAAUGUCCUUAGUUCAUAUGAUUGUUGUUGACGGACAAUUUUUAGCACUCCUCAGGUACUGCGGAGGAGAACUGAAAUUUAAGUGAGUUAUUUCUGUUAUCUUCAUAAGCUGUGUUUAAACUUGACUUUUCUGUUUCCAAAGUUUACAUAUCUUCACUGUAGCAAGUUUGUAAGACUUGUGUUAUGGAAUAUGUUAUAAAUUUAUGUUAAUGCUAUUUUUGGUAACUUGAUUACACUGCAUCAUCCAGUGCAGUGUCUGGUUAGCAAGUAUUAUAAUGUUAUGUGAUUGCGUUACUCGUUGCGUUAUGGUAAUUAGAAUUAUUGAGGGUAUUAUUAACUUGUUGAUGUUCUCAGUUCUGAAUAAGAAAACAAACAAAAAAAUGUAUGAAAUGACCUCAAGCAUGGUUGAAGUCUGUAACAUUUGACCUAAAAGUCUUGCAUGAAUGUGAUGCUGCUGACAGCCUCACACAGGGCAGUUAUUGUGAUACUAGGCAAUGACAGACACCACAGCAGUGUUCUUCUCCUUGGCCCUUCUCAACCCCUUUCCUUCCCCCCUCUGAGGUAUGGGUUGGGCGUGUGGCUCCAGCACUCACCUCCGCCUUGGUAACGACGGUGGAUCUCGACUCUCCAGGUUGAGGCUUUGUUUUGUCCGAGGGUUACCUCCGAGGCUGAAUGGUUCCAUGAUUGGCGAGGGUGUCUGUGGUGCUUCAUAAUCUUGGGCCAAUGCAAUGGAAUGUGGCUUCCUUUGGGGUCCACCAGCCUCCGACGUGACCCUCGGCCUCUGCCCGGCGCUGAGGCACACUCUUACUCCUGGUUUAGGACUGAUUUCCUCUUUGGGUGUCCUUUGUUCUCUUCCUGGAAGUAAAUGUGGGAAGUUAUAAAUUGUACAAAGUCUUAGUUUCUCUUUUGUUCUAUGGGUCUGUUGUUAUGUUUAAGGGUAAUUAUUAUUGACUUCAGUCAGUCCCACCUUUCUCCACCAACUCUCCUUCUAAUAAUGUUGGGCUGGAGGUACAUACACAGGGCAUUUCAUUUACUGUACUAGGCCUAUGAGUGAAUCAAUAGCUUUACUGGAUCUUCAAAUGAGAAACCUAGUCGCUUGCCUCCAAAAUCAGAAAACUGGAAAGUGAUCCACCUGCCAAGUAAUAUGUCUUCUUGUUUUCUUGUAGCGGAAAAGUGACGGAUGCAAGGGCCAGGCUGGCCAGAGGAACAAAUUCCCACGCCCACUGCCGGCCCCUUGAGCGCCCUGCCUCCAGAAGGGACCCGCUUGUCAUACCUCAUGUGGCUCAGUUCUUUACCCUCGUGACGCAGUUAAGCUCUUUUUACACCAUCGGGUAAAGUUAGGCUCAUCAAGACAUAGUCAUAGUUACAGACAGUAAGCAAUGGUGAUAUUCUAUAUUGUUGGAAGUUUAGGUACAUUUUGAAGUACUAGUUUUGUCACAUUUUGAAUAUAAGCCUUGCCGUGUUCCGUUAGUAGUCUCUGCGGACCUCACCCGUUGCUAAUAUCACCAAGUAUAAGGAAUUAAAUUAUUAAGGCGUAUAUUCAAAGAUGUUCUGCCAUAAUAAUCUUAAUAAUACCGACGAUAAUGAAACCAUGAUACAAUGUUUCCAGGCGUGAUGUCUUAGGUGCAGAAUUUAUAAACAAAACUAAUAUAUCAUUAAAGCUGUAUACAACAAGGGCACCACCAGUCUUCUAGGAUACUUUUACAAUACUUCUCAGGGAUUUUCUUCUCACUGCUCAUUCUCCUGUGUUCGCUUCUCUUCAUACGUUUAAAUUGGGUAUUCCACUUCCUUUCCGUAGUCCACAAAUUCACUAGUUAUUUGAUACCCUCUGACGAGCCGUUGCCUGCCGGGGCUUUUCAUGACGUAGUCGCAGCAUUAGUGAUGGAACGCUUUGUAACACAGGAAAAUGCUUAAUACGUAAACCCAUAAGUACAUUUCUCAGUCUACAAAAUGCGGGUAUGAGACUAGGACCAAGAUUAUUUUUCCUGUUCCAUAGACGAAACACUGUUAUCCUGAAAUGCAGAUUAAUUUACAGGAAGCCAGACGCAUAGCAGACAAAUCGACACUAGAAAUACCACAUACACAUAUAAAGGCAAGCCAGGUCUUCUUAGGUGUUCGCUGCAACCAGUAUAAUAGCAUCUCUCAUGGAUCUUAACCUUUCAAGCAGGGAAGAAGCUUGCUGUCUGUAACCAUUGCUAUCACAACAUUACUAAUCCAUCACCUCGUACAAGUCUGUUAGGAAGGGUUGGUCUGCACGUGGCAUGUCAGUCCCUGAGGUUAGUUUAAUUUAUUGCCUGUAAGUAUAUAAAGGAAGGGACGAGGAGGAGCAUGCCACUGUCCACCAGUCUUAAGAAACUUCACUUGGCAUUGUACUGAAUUUUGCUUUUCGCCUCUUACUAUAACUUCCGGUCUCUGCUUGUGUGUGCGUUUAUAUUGACCCCCAGUUAUAGGUUGAAGCCAGCAGAGAGAGAAUGCGAGAAUGAGAGGAACAGACAAGUGGUAUUGAACAUGAGGCUAUCUGAUGCAAGUUCCAUUUGAUUUCAUAUCGUUACUACAGUUACCAUCUGGAGGCUCUUCCUUCCUCUUGUCCAAGAUCACGGACUUCUAUUUUUCGUGUAGUUCCCCCCUCUACUGAUGUCCCUGUUCUUGUGAAGCUAAAAAACACAUCUGGUGGAGUGUAGCGCUGGCACGUGGGGAGGCCGGGCGCCGCACCGGCCCUCGCCAAGUGCUUCAGAUCAGACAGUUGGGUAUGUCAGACGAUUAUCUUAUGUUGCUGAAUAUUGCCUUUAAUAUUAAUCUCAUUAGACUUGAGUGCUGUGUAUUUGAAUCAGAUUCAGCACUAUAAUUAACUGUUAGAGCUUGAGGCUUUAGUUGGAAAUAAUAAUAUUAAUGUUCAUCUAGCAUGUAUAAAGGGAAUAAACGCCACUGAAACGUGUAGUGAUAGGAUAUUUCAGGUCAGUUCCCAUAUACAUUGCAUGCACUACUAGUUUGGUGUUCAUAUUAUAAAAUAUAUAAAGAAUCAGCAUUACACAAAAAUACACAAGGUUAGUUUUUACUUAAUAUCUCCCGUUUUUAACCUUGUCUACUUUUGUUACCAAGAUCACUAGAUGCUGCUGUUAUUGCUACUGAUAGAUAGAGCAGUGAUUAAUGGAUCCCAAGUAUAGCUUCCUGUCGGACUCAGGAUGGUAUACAACUAUGAAAGGAAGAGUGACCUUGUCUGAAACACUCUGCAACUUUUUUUUAUAUAUUAUUGCAUCAAACAGGUGUUAAAAAGUAUUGAUUGCGAUCUGCAGGACUUUGCACUACAACAACAAUACUUCACUUGUACCUUUAGCGGUAAGAUUACUUUUUUUUUUCCUCCCUCUGUUCAAAGUGGUAUGGCUGAUAUUAUGUUGUAUUUUGAAAGGUGUGUAGAUUCCAUGUCUGUUCUUCACGUUAAUAAAAGUAUGUUGGAAC